This is a messenger RNA of Aspergillus puulaauensis, 1992 nucleotides long. RefSeq names its product GTPase GUF1 (gene GUF1). Gene Ontology annotation, molecular function: GTPase activity; mitochondrial ribosome binding; GTP binding. Gene Ontology annotation, cellular component: mitochondrion. NCBI's taxonomy places the organism in Eukaryota, Fungi, Ascomycota, Eurotiomycetes, Eurotiales, Aspergillaceae. Gene Ontology annotation, biological process: positive regulation of translation. The transcript is spliced from 2 exons. Bases 1 to 1992 code for a protein of 663 amino acids. The record is from RefSeq and is a predicted model, not a curated record.
AUGCGAGGAUGCCUGCAAUUAGCCGGAUGGCUGAGCGCGGCUCCGAAAUGGCCUGCGUCCAGCCUUCUUAAGGCAUCCAGAUCUUCCUACGCAACGCGGUUUUUUACCACCACCUCUUCCUACAAUGCCUCAAGGGGCCCUUCGAAAGUUCCUAUGACCGAUCUCGAAGCUAGAAUAUCCGCAAUUCCAAUUGAACGAUACCGAAACUUCUGUAUUGUCGCGCACGUCGACCAUGGAAAGAGCACGCUCUCCGACCGACUCCUGGAACUUACCGGCACAAUCGAACCGGGGACGAAUAAGCAGGUUCUAGACAAACUCGAUGUUGAGCGAGAACGAGGAAUUACAGUCAAGGCACAGACAUGUACUAUGAUAUACAACCAUAAAGGGCAGGACUAUCUUCUCCACCUUGUUGACACCCCCGGCCACGUCGAUUUUCGCGCGGAAGUGUCGCGGAGUUACGCAAGUUGCGGAGGAGCGCUACUUUUGGUUGAUGCCAGUCAAGGUAUUCAGGCACAGACCGUCGCAAACUUUUACCUUGCUUUUUCCCAGGGAUUGGAGUUGGUUCCUGUCAUAAAUAAGGUGGACCUACCGUCCGCCGAACCGGAGCGGGCUCUCGAUCAGUUGCAGCAGUCCUUUGAACUUGAUACCGAUGAUGCAGUGCUUGUUUCAGCAAAAACAGGACUGAAUGUGGAACAGCUCCUUCCUACCAUCGCGGAGAAGAUUCCUGCACCGGUCGGCGACUCUAAGAAACCUCUCCGCAUGCUACUUGUCGAUUCUUGGUACGAUUCUUACAAGGGCGUUAUCUGCCUGGUCCGUGUAUUCGAUGGUGAACUCCGCGCAGGUCAGCAAGUUGUGUCAUUCGUAACAGGGAUUAAGUAUUUCGUGGGGGAAGUUGGUAUCCAAUAUCCAACCGAAACCGCCCAAACUGUCCUCCGCGCUGGUCAAGUCGGAUACAUUUACUUCAAUCCGGGUAUGAAACGAAGUAAAGAAGCCAAAAUUGGUGACACAUUUACAACGGUCGGGUCGGAGAAGCUCGUGGAGCCGCUGCCUGGAUUCGAAGAGCCCAAAGCAAUGGUCUUUGUGGCUGCGUAUCCUGUAGAUGCAGACCAUUUCGAGCACCUGGAGGACAGCGUUAACCAGAUCGUUCUUAAUGACCGAAGUAUCACUGUGCAAAAAGAAUCCUCGGAGGCACUUGGGGCAGGCUUCAGACUCGGUUUCCUGGGAACUCUACACUGCUCGGUGUUUGAGGAUCGCCUUCGUCAGGAGCAUGGUGCGAGUAUUAUCAUUACACCGCCAUCCGUCCCAGUCAAGGUCAUCUGGAAAGAUGGCAAGGAAGAUGUUAUUACCAGCCCUGCUAAAUUCCCUGACGAGGACACAGUGCGCAUGAAGGUCGCGGAGUUGCAAGAGCCGUACGUUUUGGCCACUUUGACAUUCCCAGAUGAAUACCUCGGAAAAGUCAUUGAACUUUGUGAAGCGAACCGAGGGGAGCAACAGAGCUUGGAGUAUUUCACCUCAACUCAAGUCAUCCUCAAGUACCAGCUCCCUCUGGCCCAACUGGUCGACGAUUUCUUUGGCAAGCUGAAAGGCGGAACGAAAGGAUAUGCUUCGCUAGACUACGAAGAAUCUGGUUGGAGAACUAGCAACAUCGUCAAGCUGCAACUACUCGUUAACAAAGCACCUGUGGAUGCUGUCGCUCGACUAUUGCAUUACAGCCAAGUAGAGAGACUAGGAAGGCAGUGGGUGACCAAGUUCAAACAGCAUGUCGACCGACAGCUGUUCGAGGUUAUCAUCCAGGCUGCGGUCGGUCGCAAAGUCGUGGCGCGUGAAACAGUCAAGCCAUACCGGAAAGAUGUGCUGGCAAAACUUCAUGCCAGUGAUGUUAGUCGGCGAAGGAAGCUGUUGGAGAAACAGAAGGAAGGACGAAAGCGACUCAGAGCCGUUGGAAAUGUGGUGAUUGAGCACAAGGCGUUCCAAGCAUUCUUGUCGAAGUAG